AUGGUGAAAGGAAAGCAGUACUGGCUGCUGAAAACAGAACCAGGAGAGUGGUCAUGGGAAGACCAAGCGGCAAACGGAGGUGUAACCAAAUGGGAUGGUGUCAAGAACAAGCAAGCCCAGAAACACCUCAAGUCCAUGAAACUAGGCGAUCUCUGCUUCUUCUACCACUCGGGCGCCAGUGCUCGCCGGUUGGUGGGUGUGGUCAGCGUGGUAAAAGAGUGGUACUCAGAGGGCAUUGAUAAAAACAGUGAGGUGGUUGUGGAUGUGAAAGCGGUUGGGGAGAUGAGGAGGCAAGUGGACUUAAAGGACAUGAAACAGGAUGGGGAGUUGAAAGGGUUUGUGAUGUUUAGACAGCCGAGGUUGUCGGUUAUGCCGGUGCCUGAGGAGGUUUGGAAGAGGAUUUGUGAAUUGGGAAAUGGGUUUGAAGGGGAUGGCAUUGGCAAGGAUGGUGGCGAUGACUGAUGAGGAGUAGCAUAUGGGUUAAAGGGGCUAGAAAUGAUCAAGAAUAUGGGUGUUUUUGGUAAAGAGAAAAGAAAGAAGAAAGUGUGCUUGAUUAGAUUGUAGCUAACCAUGUUGAAUUAAUGAAUUAAAUAUGGAUAUGUCCUAUAUGCUUUUUUUGUUUGUUGUAUUUUGGUUUUACGAUAGUAGAAUUCAUACUAUUGUUUUGAUAAGAUUUAGACCAAGAAAUUCCAGUUAGGUGCAAAGGACACAAAAAGAGCAAUUGAGCAGAUAAAUUUGGCUACUAAACAUCCAAUUUCCUACUUUGUUCUGCUACAUUAAAAAUUAUUUUUGAAGUAAUGGUUCGGAUUUGGGCAUAAAAAAUAAUCAUUCGGAAAAAAAUGGGGGGAAAUUUGAGAAGCA
Molecule: messenger RNA, 861 nt
Organism: Durio zibethinus
Lineage: Eukaryota; Viridiplantae; Streptophyta; Magnoliopsida; Malvales; Malvaceae
Cellular component (GO): nucleus
Source: RefSeq, a predicted model, not a curated record